AUGCUCGUACUGUGGGUUAUCUGCGCCAUAGCCUGGACACAGGUGGGAACAGGGGCAGAUGUCGGGGGCAACAUACCAGGGGAAGCGGGCACACAUGAUGAAAGCCUGAACCAACAUGCGGAAGUCCAGAGGAACGACCCUCCCCCAGGUGCGGCCCACUUUGAAGACUGUGCAGACCUUUUCCCUCUACUCUACUGGACAAACUCAGUACACGAUGGAGUCUUCCCCAUCAAACCUGAGUCUUACUAUGGCAACUUUGACGUGUUCUGUGACAUGACUACAGACGGUGGGGGCUGGACUGUCAUACAGAGGAGGUUUGACGGGAGACUCAACUUUCACAGAAACUGGGCAGACUACAAAAAUGGGUUUGGAAGGGUCGAGGGGGAACACUGGCUUGGUCUGGAUAAAAUUCACAACGUAACAUCCCAGACUAACUAUGAGUUAUAUGUGCAGCUAGAAGACUGGGAAGGUAACACUGCCCAUGCUAGAUAUGACACCUUCAAUGUUGGGGAUGAGAGUACAGAUUAUACACUGCGCAUCGGGGGGUACAGUGGGGAUGCUGGGGACUCUUUGGCUGUCCAUAAUGGUAUGAAAUUCAGUGCUAGAGAUAGGGACAAUGAUGUGUGGAGUAGUGGUCACUGUGCUCAGGAUCGUUCAGGAGGCUGGUGGUAUGACGCUUGUGCUCGCGCUGUUCUGAAUGGUCUCUACUUCCAGCCAGAGGACUACCACGGUUCUGACACAGGGUGGGGUGUUUACUGGGUCGGCUGGAAAGGUUCGUACUACUCACUGAAAGCCACCAAGAUGAUGAUACGGCCUGGAAACUUUGUUCGCAAUCUGUAACUUAACAGCUACUCAUACAAAGCUUAACAUUUACCAUGCUCUAUGCGUCAGUUUUGUAGCAGCAUGAUUAUUAAAGAUUAGAAAUGUUUACAUAGUCAUACAUUGUGUACGUACUUGCAUGUACAUUAAUGUACCGAAUCUAAAGAUAGGGGAUACCAUUGUCAACAAUGGUUGAACCAUGGUUGAAUUUUAAGGAUCUCCUAUACAUUUACAUAUUCAUUGUUUGAUAUGCCAAAUGCUUGAUCUUGGUAUCACUUAAAGUGCUCCACAGUGCAAAGGUCUAUGAUAUAGUGGUUAAAGCAGUAUUUGCCACACAGGCCAUUAAGUCUACAUUACUUCUCUGUUCUAAUUCAUCUAAUUAUUUAUUUAUUAGUCAAUUGUAACCAGUUUGCGAACAAUGACUUAUUGUGACAAUUACACACAAAUUGUUCUUUUUACAUCAGUUGGUCGGGGUAGGGCAGACGACGGGCAAGCAAGAAAUUUAGGCAACUGGGUCAUUGUAGAGUCUUUCGGCACAAUAUAAGAAUGUCUUUCUUAGCCGUUCAGUUCUAGCUUUCGGCUUAGUGAACGGAUUGCUGUUUCUUAACUGUCUUACUCUUGCCAAACUUUACAAGGUAUUGAUUGAUGGUCGAGGUUGUUUGUUGGGAAUUUUCUUAAUUUACAAAAGAAGAGGUUCAACUACUUGUAUGUUGGCCUGGGACUAUAUUGGCUUAUAGAUUCCUCUGUAUGUGAGUAAGACCUUGAAGUGUAUUUGUUGAUUAUAUUUGUAGACCGAAACACUUGACACUAAAAACACACAACUCAAUUAUGUCAUAUUAACGCCACAGUCACCGCUGCUGUUGAAAUUACUCACUGAUCAAAGCAGGAAACUUAUCAACAUGGAGACAGACAUAUUCUGAUGAUAUACAAGUACUUGUAAAAGAGCAAACAUAUGUCAAAAGUUUAAUCCAUGCAACAGUGCUUUAGCAGUAUUGUAAGUAAAGAUAAAGGUUGCACACCAACUACUCUCUCAAAGCCACCAUGAUGAUGGUACGGCCUCUAAGCUAUAUCCGCAAUCUGUGACGUAACAGCCAUUCAUACAAGCUAAACGUUUACCAUGUUUCAUGCAACCGUUCUGUAGCAGUAUGUCUAGUCAAGAUUAAAAAUGUAUACACGUCAUACAAUGUACAUGACAUGUACACGUGCCAGAUUUACAGGAAUUUGCACCAAAUUUUCAGUUGAUGUAAGUCAAAUAAAGACGUGCUGUUUACCUUGAA
Molecule: messenger RNA, 2096 nt
Organism: Branchiostoma floridae (Florida lancelet)
Lineage: Eukaryota; Metazoa; Chordata; Leptocardii; Amphioxiformes; Branchiostomatidae
Product: fibrinogen-like protein 1
Exons: 2
Coding region: 1-840 (279 amino acids)
Source: RefSeq, a predicted model, not a curated record